AUGAGCCACAUCUCAUCAGUCGCAGCAGCCUGCUUCCUGCAGCGCGUGUCUAUCAAGCCUCUCCUAGCAUGUGGCAGCACGGAGGGAACGCGCGACGUCAUGGCCAACGCCACAGGGGGCGUCGACCCGAUGUACGCAACCAAUCGCGUCGGACCCUCUUUCCUGUACUCAUUCGGUCCAAUCAACCGUCUGAUGCCCAACGAGACCUACAACGUGACCCUCUUCUUCGCUGAGCUGUACUGGUCCCGCCCUGGGGAGCGGCUCUUCAACAUCUCUACCAACAAUAAGACCCGCCUGUCCAACUUUGACAUCUUUAAAGCCGCCGGCGGCAGGGAGUCGGCGGCAAACAUCACUCUCCCGGUGAAGCUGGGCCCAUUUGGGCAGCUGGUGCUGCAGUUCGACUCGGUCAAGGAUCAGGCAUCGCUGGCCGGCAUCAGCGUGGCCGGCCCUCUGGCACCCACCUUCAAGCUGCAGUCCUUCCUGCAGAAUGACACCCAAUCCAUUCCUGACCUGUACGGACCCGCCCUGGUGAGGCUGGACACUGGCGCCCUGAAGCGCAACUACACCGACAGCACUGGAACAGUGUGGGAAGCAGAUCGCUCCUACCAAGGCGGGGGCAUUGAGGUGUUCAACGCUGUGAUUGCCAACGCGUCUGACGGCAGUGGGAAGCUGUAUGCAACCAACCGCGCAAACAAGACGUACACUGUUGUGCUGCAUGCUGCUGACCUGUACUGGGGCAAGCCACGUCAGCGCAUCUUCUCAGUCACCGCCAAUGGCGCACCGGCGCUCAAAGCCUAUGACGUCAUCGCGGCUGCAGGUGGGCCGCUGUCAGCAGCGCAGGCCGUCUUCAAUGUGACAGCGAGCCCCGAGGGGACGAUCCUGCUGCAGUGGACAUCCAUCAAGGACCAAGCGAUCGUCGGCGCCAUUGAAAUUUACGGCCCGGCCGCCGCACCUGAUCUGGCCGCUCCAGCUGCCGCGCCAGUCUUGGCACCGGCCAAGACUCCUGUUUUGGCACCGGCGGCUGCGCCUGAACAGGCACCGGCGCCGCAGACACUAACGCUGCCACUGCAACCCUACUCGCCUGCAACUGCGCCCCAUGCUGCUCCGGCCUACGGAUCCACCUUCCUCCAGACGUACGCACCGGCGGUGCAGCCGGCAGAGGGUCCAACGCCGGUGCCGGCCCCCUCCGCCUAUUUUGGCCCGCCUAAAUACGCGCCAACCCCCGCCCCGGCUUAUGCCCCUAGCCCUGUCUUUGCGGCCCCCCCGACGUACUCGCCCCCCGCUUACAGCAGCAGCCCCCCGGCUUACGGCUCCUACGGUGGCGCCUUCUAG
This is a messenger RNA of Coccomyxa subellipsoidea C-169, 1332 nucleotides long. RefSeq lists its product as hypothetical. Gene Ontology annotation, molecular function: carbohydrate binding. Lineage: Eukaryota; Viridiplantae; Chlorophyta; Trebouxiophyceae; Coccomyxaceae. Bases 1 to 1332 code for a protein of 443 amino acids. The record is from RefSeq and is a predicted model, not a curated record. Gene Ontology annotation, cellular component: membrane. The transcript is spliced from 8 exons.